GAGUUCAACCGUUCAGAGAGUGAUUAAUAAACGGAAGGGAAAAGUGAAAGUCAGAUGGCUGGAUGAUUUGCCGACUUGCCACACAAGAGCUCCUCCUCCAUUACCUCCGUGACUCCGUGUCUUCGUCUCGCUGUCUCUCUGUGUGUGUGUGGCCGUGUCUCCCCAGCAUCACCAACUCUCCAGGCCUCCGCAGUCCUCACCCGCGAGGGAACGCGCCGCGCCGUGACGCCGCGGAUUCUUGGGCGCCGGCAUUGAGGCGGGAAGCGCGGCAGGCUGCAUCAGGAGCUCAGAGGUGAUUCAUUUCUGGGGGCAUCAACUAUAUUCAAUUUUCAAAAGAUGGUUUGCUGUUUUAUGUGUGGGACAGGCAUGAAACAAAAUACUGAAAAUGAAGGAGGAAGCAAGGUGAAGAUUUUUUCCUAUCAUGAGAUGAGGAAAGCUACACAUGAUUUUAGUAGGGCAAAUAAGAUCGGUGAGGGUGGUUUUGGCUCCGUUUUCAGGGGAAAGCUUAAAGAUGGAACAAUUGUUGCAGUGAAGGUCCUUUCUGCUAGUUCAAGGCAGGGUAUCCGAGAGUUUGUAACUGAACUUACAGCAAUUUCAGAUAUCGUACAUGAAAACCUAAUUACCUUGGUUGGUUGCUGUGCCGAAGGGUCUCAUAGGAUUCUUGUGUACAACUAUAUUGAGAACAAUAGUCUUUCAUAUACACUUCUAGGUGACAUGCUUACCAACUUCAUUCCUCUAACAAUUCAAUUUUCUAGUAGCUAUGUGAUAUGUGUGUACUCAUAUGGUAUUGCAGGUUCAGGCCGGAGCAACAUCCGGUUCAAUUGGAGAGCUCGUGUCAAAAUUGCUGUAGGUGUUGCUCGUGGGCUUGCUUAUCUUCAUGAAGAAAUUCGCCCCCCUAUAAUUCAUCGAGAUAUAAAGGCAAGCAAUAUUCUUCUUGACAAGGAUCUUACCCCAAAGAUUUCUGAUUUUGGGUUGGCAAGGCUCCUCCCACCAAAUGCAACUCAUGUGAGCACUAGGGUUGCAGGAACAAUAGGAUACCUGGCUCCUGAAUAUGCUGUCAGGGGACAAGUUACAAAGAAAUCAGAUAUCUAUAGUUUCGGUGUUGUGCUACUGGAAAUUGUUACUGGUAGAUGUAACCAUAAUAGUAGAUUGCCUCAGGGAGACCAAUUUCUGCUUGAGAGGAUAUGGACAUACUAUGAGCAAAGAAAACUAGAGGAGAUCAUAGAUGCUGAAGUAGGGGAGGACCUGAAUGUUGAAGAGGCAUGUCGUUUCUUGAAGGUUGGUCUACUAUGCACCCAAGACGCGAUGAAACUGCGUCCAAAUAUGGCCAACAUUGUCCUAAUGCUGAUAGGAGAGAAGGAAGUCUCCAUGGACAGGGUCACCAAACCAGCUGUGAUCGGUGACCCAUACCUCAAUGGAAACAACGAUCAGAGAACUGCAGACUCUACCACAUUGAGAUCCUUUGCCACAACUGAACCUUUAACAUCAUCAGAAGCAAACACAGAGUGGUCACUGUGAUAAAAAAAAACUGGUAUACAAAAAAUGUCAUAGAUUAAAGGGGGAGAGAUAGAUGGAGAAUUAUUUUUGUGGAUGCUGCGAUGCUAAAAAAUACUGCAUCGCUUCUGUUGAUUAUGUUCGAUUGUUAUUUCAUCUGUCUUUGUAUAUACUCGAAAUGAAACCAUUGGAGUGAAAUGAGGGUUGAAUAUACUUCUCUCAUCUGUGUUAGAAGUACAUAUAUUGAAUCAUUAGGGUUUCUACCA
Sorghum bicolor (sorghum) is the source of this 1760-nucleotide messenger RNA. RefSeq names its product putative serine/threonine-protein kinase. The coding region runs from base 337 to 1518 and encodes 393 amino acids. Gene Ontology annotation, molecular function: ATP binding; protein kinase activity. Gene Ontology annotation, biological process: protein phosphorylation. The transcript is spliced from 6 exons. The record is from RefSeq and is a predicted model, not a curated record. NCBI's taxonomy places the organism in Eukaryota, Viridiplantae, Streptophyta, Magnoliopsida, Poales, Poaceae.